This is a messenger RNA of Aplysia californica (California sea hare), 6362 nucleotides long. Its product is annotated as cell death-inducing p53-target protein 1 homolog. The record is from RefSeq and is a predicted model, not a curated record. Lineage: Eukaryota; Metazoa; Mollusca; Gastropoda; Aplysiida; Aplysiidae. The transcript has 4 exons. Gene Ontology annotation, molecular function: zinc ion binding. Bases 233 to 718 code for a protein of 161 amino acids.
GAUGUAUUGCAGCAGUCCGAAGCCAAGACAGUUCCGGAAUUCAGAAUCCGGAUGUUUUCUUUUUUUGUUUACUUCAGUUAUUGCACAGAAGGCUGAGAGCACAGCAGUAUAGUACAGGUGUUUGCUGUUUACAAGGAUCUGUACAAACAGACCAGGUCAAUUGUAUGAUAUUGUACCACCGACGAAACAAAGGACGUUUUGAAGAAAAGAAAAGCUUAUCUAGGUCUCAAGGAUGUCUGCUGAUGCUCCACCACCUUACCCAGGGAAUGAAAAAGGCUAUGGCCCACCGCCACCUGCUGCAGGAUACCCCCCUCCCGGAGGCUACCCACCCCCACAAGCGGGCUACCCGCCUCCCCAGCCCGGCUACCCCCCUGCACAGGCCGGCUACCCACCCCCUCCCCAGCAGGGGUACCCGCCGGCCCAGGGAGGUCCUCCAGCCCAGAACACGACAGUGGUGGUCACUCAGCCACCAGUCACUCUGGUCCAGACCUUCCAGGCCAUCCCAGUCCGCACGUGCUGCCCACACUGCCGGGCCGAGAUCGUCACAGCCACCCGCUUCGAGAAUGGGACAUUCUCCUGGGUGGUCUGCUUCAUCCUGUGCAUCAUCGGAUGUGUGCUGGGCUGCUGCCUGAUCCCAUUCUGCGUGGAGGGUUGCCAGGACGUGAUCCACACCUGCCCCAACUGCCACCAGCACAUUGCACGCUGGAGCCGCAUGUGAGGGGAUGGGGGAGCAAGCUGGACCUACAGCUGUUGGCGUCGAGUCGGAUGACUUAAGUAAUGGGAAACCUGUGUUUCAAGCUCGGAUGACUUGACAAAUGGGAAUAUGGUAUCUGUAUUUAUUUGUCUUUUCCCCCCCUACACUGCUGGGAAGGGACUGCCUAAGGAUUUUAACGUUCCAACCGAACAGGCCACAAUAUUUUGUAUUACUUUUAUUUACUUUGGGUUUUUUGGGGUUGUUUUGGGGUUUUUUUACAUGUUUUUGGUUGACUUUCAAAAGAAGAUGGGUUAUAGAAAUAAUAAUGGAAAAAGAAUUACUUUUUUCCAUCGUUAUUGUAGCUAUAACAAUUUAUACUGUGAUCAUGAAUCUUAUAUUCGCUAUAUAUAUAUAAAUCAAAUGGCAGUUCCUCACUUUUCGUCUUCUUAAAGAAAACAUGAAAGAAGACGCCGUGUGCAUAUGAAGUCAGCCUCGCUACUACAAAACUAUGCUCCUGUAAACAAAUAUUGUUAAAUUGUAGUGCUCAACAAUAUUUCUGCUUCAGCAUUACAACCAAAAAAUAUUUAUAUCUUUGUCUUCUGCUAAGGUUAGCGACAAGUUUUUUUAUCGUAAUGAAAAGAUCCCCUGGUAUGGUUUGUGUCUGUUUUAUUCUUGUAUCGAAUGUUUGCAUAUUUCUUGGCUCUACUACUAGCCGGCAGAUUGGGUACAUUCUUGAUCAUUAGCACAAAGGUCACAUUUAGUACUGGAAAGGUCAUGAAAUGUUGAGGCUUGUCUGUUGUAAAGCAUUUAUUUUAAAAAAUUAUUUAAUGUUUGGAAUCCUCUUAAGCAUAAUAGUAUACUUUUUUUUUAAACGGUGCGCUUUUUUGGCCCCCCUGUACUAGAUGAGGUCCAGGGGGAUAAAGGAAAAAGGGAUUUUUUACAACCUUUUUCACCAAGUUUUAGUGGAGAGCUAAUAAGUGGAUAGUUUUCUCCCAUGUUUGAGUAGCUGUCAUUCUUGUUUCUGGAUGUGACUUCUCUGUGAGGUUUAGCCCAUGCAGUAAAUCUUGAAAUCCUCUUGUUUCUUAUCCACAUGAGCCCUUUAAUGAAAGCCAUUGGGACAUUAUUAUGAUAAAACACCACUGUAACGAGUGACCAAAACAAAUCCUUUAUCUUUUAUCAUGGUGCAGGAGAAAGUUUCUUCCUUCUGUGAUGUGUAUGCAGCUCCCACGUUUCUUGCGUCCUACUUUGAGCUCUCUCUGUCUCUUUUUCUGUCUUAGUUUUUGGGGAGAGGUUUUCUGUAAAUGUGUGGCUAUGUUUAAGAUCAAAAGCCAAGAGCUUUGUUAGAUGUGUGUGCUGUUGUUUGCUGCAUGCAGUUUUGAAUGUGAAGUGUGAGGCUCUAUUGAUUUGUUAAAUUUUUACAGUUGGUGGGUUUUUUACUCUGGCUUUGCUAAUUCGACUUGUCAAGCUGGUCCUUCACCAUCUUAUCUCCUGAGUAAAAUGUUGUCCUUCUGAGCAAUAGAUCUGAAACUGUCACAUGGUAUUAGUGCGCUUAUUGUGUAGAACAUAAGUUUUUGAUUUGACGCCUGCAUGAGAAAGGAUAUUCACAAUCACAGUUUCGCUAAUGUCGUGUAUUUCUACCCUGAAAUUUCCUCCUUGCUUUCUCAGUUUCAAAAGGAGCUUCAGAUUGAAUUUCGAGCUCCAACUUUUGAAUACCUAAUUUUUUUCCCCGUCCUGUAAAGUUUGCUUUGAAGAGUUUUUUGGGGAUUUUUUACAUGACACUGUUUGUUGAAAGACCAACGACAAAUGUACCAACAAAUAUAAUUGACCAUGACACUCAUCCAUUACAUACUGUAUGCACUCGCUUAUAAUACAAGGGAUUUUUUCUUCUUAUUGAGAUCUAAAAAUAUAUCACUUUUUUUUUAAAUGUGCAGUACGGCUAGGAUAGGGCCCAUCCAAGGAGAAGUAAUGCUAAAUAAGAUUUUUGCAGAUUAAAUCAAUCUCGAUACAGCAACCAACAACUGUCAAAGAUAAGGCGCUCUAUUUGAUGCCCCCUCCUGUAUGUCAGAAAUUCACCUCUUGUUUUAUAUACGAGUUGCAUACAAAAAUGGGCCAAUUCUGGAAUUUGAAGUAGGCCUACAUCCCCUGUAUAACAGGCGAGUAUAUAUUAUAAUGGUGUCUCCUCUGCAGCGAUUUUUUUGGACAUUGUCAGUCUGUUAAGUUGUGCGACAUUUUAGCUCAGUUUUGUUCUCUCUUACUGAAAAUGUGAAGUUGCGAGAUUUUAGCACAGUUUUGUUCUCUGUUAGUGAAAAUGUGAAAUUGCGAGAGUUUAGCACAGUUUUGUUCUGUGUCUGUCUGCCUGGGAAGUUGUGAUAUUUUAGCACUGCUUUUUUUCCCUGUCAGCCUGUGAAGAUGUGACAUUUUAGCAUAGAUUUGUCCUCUGUCGGCCUUUUGUCUUUGUGCCUAGGAAAGUUUUGCUAAUAUUCUUCAGUUUUGGUUUUGAAUCAAAAGCGGCCUUCUGUAACUUUUUUGCUCAUGGUGGCUGCCCUGACCUGUAUUUCUGGGUCAGCUAGACUAGGUUGUUUAUUCUUUUAGGCACUUACGCUUUGUUUAUUAUUGCGAACUUUUGGCUUUUCAGUAUGAGAUAAGGUUUGCUGAACAUGCUGGCUUAUUAGAACUAAUAUACUUAAAGAACGUUAUACCAAGUAACUUUCUGAUUUUUAAAUGAGUGUUAUUGGGGGGAAAAGGAGUCAGUUUCUGUUUUCUUUUCCUUUUUUUUUUUUAUUAUUCACAUUCCAUUUAGGAGAAACUAAAGAUGAGAUGGUUGUUAAGACAAACAGAGUUGUAAUUUCUGUACAUGUACAUCUCAUGCUUUUGAAAGAAACACCAUUGUUAUUUCUGAACACAUAUCAUUCUAUCGAAACAAACAGCAUUGUUAUUUCUCUCACAUAUCAUUCAAUUAAAACAGUAUUGUUUAUUUGUGAACAUGUAUCAUACAAUUGAAACAAACAGCAUUGUUAUUUCUGAAAACAUAUCAUUCAGUUGAAAGAAACAGCAUUGUAAUUUCUCUAACAUAUCAUACAAUUGAAACAAACAGCAUUGGUAUUCUCCAACAUUUCCUACAAUUAAAUCAGCAUUGUUAUUUCUGUACACACACAUCUCCUACAAAUAAAACAAACAGCAUUGUGUCUUUAUGUACAAAUUAUAUUAUAUCUCAUGCCUUUCUUUUUUGAUAAUGAAAAGUUUAGCUUGACCAAAUCGACAGCUUUCUUUAAUAUUUGUUUUGCUGUUGUUGUUUAUUUUAAAUCAAAAUAUGGGAGUCCUUCCAAGUUAGAUAAGUAAUUUGUCUUCCCGUAUUUCUUGAGAAGUAACUUUGGCUUCCAUCUGAGGCUCUAGAAAACUUGUGUUUAUAUUGUCGAUGAAUUUUGAUUGGAUGGGGUCACACUGUUCUUCUUCUCAGUCAUCACUAGCGUUUAGUUCUUGAUUUUUCUGCGGUGUCGUGUCGUCAUGAAGUCAUGUAAAGAAAUACUUGACAGACAUGACUUUACUGGAUUAUUUUGUAGGAUUAGAGUAUACGGCUCAUGGAUUUCCUUAAAUUCUCUUACAUUUAGAGAAUUUCAGUGGUCUUUCCUCAUUUUUAGACAGCACUGUCGCUUAGUUAAAUGCUAGGAUGGUUCUGUUUAAAUGCAAGGGUGGUUUUGUGUAAAUUUGCUAAGGUACUUUUUCUAUUCCACAUUGCCCGCAAAUUUCUCAGCUAAUAUGUUUUGAGUUUUUAUCAGAUUCUCAACUGAACAGCUAUUAGCUUUUUUUUACUGCCUGGUAUUUUGUGGAAUUCUCUAGUUCAAUACCUCAUUUCCUUUGUACUGGAGGCAUGAGUAGUCAUGUUAGAGUUAUGUACCUUUGCUAACGUAAUUGGCCCUUUGCCAGGUAGGCUAUAAUAGAUGCGAGUUACUUUUUUGCUACAAGUUAUUUAUUGUAACUACCCACGCGGUUUUGUUCUGGAGGUCAGAUUGGAGCUCUGGACUCUUCAGAGGAAGAGAAAGAUCUUAUAUUUAUAUUCAUAUAUAUAUAUAUAUAGAUAGAUAGAUAGAUCGAUGUGGUCUGCAUGGUUUAUUGUCUUUUGCGUUUUUUGUUGUUUUUUUUUUUUUUGGGUGGGGGGGGGGGGGGUCUUUUUGUUCUUCAUUUCCUAUAUUUUUAUGACAAGACUGAAACCACAAUAGUGAACCAAGGUUUGUGAACAUGUGUACCAGAUUUUUUAUAUGAAGUGGAACAGUUUUAUUUGUAUCCCCUCUAAGUUGAGGGAGUGAGCUGUAGGUCACUCCAUAGAGUUGUCCUAUAUUUUUCUCCACAUUCCUACUUUGUACGUUCAAUACGCUCUGUAUUCUUUAUAUAUAUAUUUAUAUAACUUGGCUCGGCAUAAACCCAUUCUACAUUUAUCACCACCCACUGUUAGCAUAUCUCCCUGUCUUUGUGUUGUGAUGACUUUGCUCUAAUUAGAAUGAUUACUUCCUUUUUUUUUUACAUGACAAAAAUAAUUUUGUGUUUUACGCACUGGAACAGGAUUUUAUGUUUUUUUAUGGGAAGUUUGUCAAAGGGGUUGUUCUGUAAGGCCUGACUGUAAAUUGUUCCAAGCACUGUUUGUGCUGCAGACAGAGCCUACAGUUUUUGUAAAACAUUAUUUCCUCUCCUAAUACGGAUCUCAGCUGUAGAUAAUUUUGUGAGGUUAGAAAAUUGUAGCUCUUGUCCGUCAUCGCGGCCCAAGCAGGUCUACUUAUGUCUUGUUUUCAUUUUUAUUUGUGUCGCAACGCGGUGGGAUCGGGCGCUCGUCAGUUUUUGGGCAUUUGGAGUUAUUAGUAUCAUCUUAAAGUUUCGUCAUUUGUCUUGCAUUUGGCAAAAAAAAUAUCCAUCUAUCUUGAAUAAAAGUCAAGAUAUUUACUAUUGAAGAAAUUACCAGUUACCUGGUGUUUGUGGUAAAAUUAGCUAAAAAAUGGCUGCCAAAGUUUGGUGCCUUCCAAAGCUUGAGAAUGCUUGGAAAUUACAAAUUUAGAUUUGUUGUGCCUUGGAUCUAUGUUCUUCAGUAAAAAAUCCACACUGCAUUGUGUUCUUAAAUGGACUUGGAAGGUAUUGAGAUAAAAAAGAAAAGCAGAAAUUAGAAAAAAACUGCUCCACGAUCAGAAAAAUGACGGUUACCUUGAUUACAUUUUUUUUUUUACAAGCACCUGAUUUCACCACACUGCCUCACAUUAUUUUAAAAAAAAAAAAAAACAAGUGUCUCCUGUCCAUAGUAUAUUCACUUGUGAUUCUUUAAAUGUUACAAUGUGGUUCUGUUGAGAACAAAAAUUUGUUUGCCUUUUGUGGGGUUUUUAAUGUUACGAUGUGAUUUUUGUGGGGUGGAAAAAAAAAACAUUCUCCGCAAAAAGCCGGAUAUCUUUUAGUUUUCUUGCUGCGCCAGUGUCCUGUUUUUUUAUUUUGGUUUUGUAAAGCCUUAAAGGGCAACUGGGAGCUCUUGUCUGUUUGUACUUCCUACUGCUGGGUGCUGCAGAGAUUCAGGAAGUGAAAAUAUGUUUGUUAAAGUGAUGAAAGAUAAAUCAGCAUUAAUGUCGUAUUAUUUUACAAAUCGUGUUUUGAUUCUCUCCAACCGGUCUUUUAUUACGAAGAAAGAAAAAAAAGA